AUGAUCUCAUUCUGCCCACGCGAAAACCUCAAUAUUCUUCAGGAAUCCGUAUCCUUGUGGGCGGACGAACUUCGAAAAUACGGCGUUGAGCGUGACAUCAAUGAAUGGACUCACCAAACCGGCCAUGCGACACAGAUUUUCUGGGACAGAACAUACUCAGUGGGAUGUGGAGUGAUCAAGUGUGACGACGAUCAAACAAGCGUUGUUUGCCACUACUAUCCGCAGGGAAACUUCCCAGGAGUGAAGUGGUACACGGCCGGUGAAACGCUGUCUGAAUGUGGCAAGUCCCAGGAAACUGCAUCCUGA
Ostertagia ostertagi is the source of this 306-nucleotide messenger RNA. NCBI's taxonomy places the organism in Eukaryota, Metazoa, Nematoda, Chromadorea, Rhabditida, Trichostrongylidae. The record is from the annotation of a GenBank genome assembly.